Echinostoma caproni is the source of this 207-nucleotide messenger RNA. The record is from the annotation of a GenBank genome assembly. NCBI's taxonomy places the organism in Eukaryota, Metazoa, Platyhelminthes, Trematoda, Plagiorchiida, Echinostomatidae.
AUGCACUUUGCAGUUCGACGGCCCCCAUGUUCAUUCGUUCUUUUGAGUUCAAAUGAUGCCUACAAAGUGAAGCGUAUCUGGUUCUUCUGUUCAGAAAUUGUGAUGGCUAACCCGUCACGACGCAUAUUGCCUCUACGGGCACUGGCUCGCCAGUUCGAAGAAAUCAUGGAUUUUGAUCAAGGAGGCCCAUCCCGGUUCUUCGGUUGA